UUGAUAUAUUCCAUUUGCAAUUUUCAUAUGUUAUUCCACGUCACAGAUUUCUGUUCGGUUUCUGCUUUAAUUUGUGGCGGAAAGUGUUCUUACACAACAUCCGCCGUGCUCGCGCUUGAUUUAGUGGAAGUAAAAGGUUACUGCAUGCAGGGACGUGUUCCCACACACUCGGAAAUUCACACAUUAUUUCAUCCACUCACGUUUUAAGCGCCACACUGGCCUUAUUAAAGUGCUCUGUUUCUCUCGCUCUCUCUUUCGGCUCACAGGGGGCAGUACAUUAAUAAGGAGUUUUAUUAGUGCUUGCAGUAUGUUGCCUGGAGAUAACAAUAUCACCUUUGGCCUGGCAACAUUUAGCUUCACAUGUCGUACGUGUGCGCCGUUUACCUGAGGAAUUGAUGCACUGUGGGAGAACGACAAGCCGGUGGAGAGAGUGGGAUGCUCUGGGAAAUGUUCUGAUGGGAAACCCUGGGUCCGGCCAUUCAUGUGGACAUACAUUUGACACGUGCCACUUACCUGAAUAUUGUUGCGGUCCAGGUACAGCCCUUCAUGACCAUGGUGUUCCCUGGUGGAAGUGGAACUCUUUCAGCAGGAUAAUGCACCCUGCCAUGGAACAUGAUGAAGAGUUCAAGCAUGUGGACCCUGAAGUAGGCUUAACAGCUCAGGAACAAGUUCUCCUGCUGUACGACAUCAAACUGCAGUGCCUUCAGAACAUCUCAGAACACAACCCUGCUGAUGACAUCUGUUCUCCUGGAUGGGACGGACUGGUUUGCUGGCCUCAAGGUUCCCCAGGAACUGUCACCAAAGUGCCAUGUCCCGGCUAUGUGUACGACUUCAACCACAACGGAUUUGCAUACCGUCAGUGCAACUUGAAUGGGUCGUGGGUAUCGGUGGAGAACAGAACUUGGGUCAAUUAUUCAGACUGUCUGCGGUUUAUGGCUCCAGGCGUUGAAAAGGACAAAAGGGACUUUUUCGAGCGGCUGCACAUCAUGUACACAGUCGGCUACGCGGUGUCCUUCAGCUCUCUGCUAGUCGCCAUUUUCAUCAUUGGAUACUUUCGGCGUCUCCACUGCACCAGAAACUACAUCCACAUGCAUCUGUUCGUGUCGUUCAUGCUGCGUGCGGUCAGCAUUUUCGUGAAAGAUAGAGUGGUGUACGCUAAUGGUGUGUUACAGGAGUACGACACCAUGCUAAUGGACAACAUCAGCACUGUCUCCAUUUCCCCUCUUGACAAGACUCAGUAUUUUGGCUGCAAGAUCACAGUCCUAUUCUUCAUUUAUUUCCUGGCAACCAACUACUACUGGAUUCUAGUGGAGGGACUGUACCUUCACAGUCUCAUUUUCAUGGCGUUCUUUUCCGACUCCAAAUAUCUUUGGGGUUUCACCCUCAUAGGGUGGGGUGUUCCGGCUCUCUUCGUAUCAACCUGGGCUGUCGUCAGGGCAACGCUGGCAGAUGUAAGGUGUUGGGAGUUGAGCGCUGGCAAUAUUAAAUGGAUAUACCAAGUCCCUAUACUGACAGCAAUAGGGCUGAAUUUCAUUCUGUUUGUGAAUAUCGUACGAGUUCUGGCCACUAAGAUCCGAGAAACAAACGCAGGCCGGUACGACACGCGUAAACAGUACAGGAAGCUGGCCAAAUCCACAUUUGUUUUGGUUCUGGUUUUCGGUGUCCACUACAUCAUGUUUGUGGGAAUGCCGCACACAUUCACAGGUCUUGGUUGGGAGCUGCGCAUGUACUUUGAGCUCUUCUUCAACUCGUUCCAGGGAUUUUUUGUGUCCAUCAUCUACUGCUUCUGCAAUGGAGAGGUCCAGACUGAAAUCCGUAAGACCUGGCUCCGUUGGACGCUUGCAUUUGACUGGAAGGGUCCUGUAGUUUUGGCUAACUACCGCUACGGGUCGGUCCUGAACAGCAGCGGCGCCAGCGUCCAGUCCCAGCUGACCUCUGUGAGCCGCAGUUCUGCCCUCCUCACCAGCAGGGUGUACCGCUGCACCGGUCGAACCAGUGUCGGCUCGCUCACGCACGCAUCGCACAUACACACCACCUUGCCCGGGUACGUCUUCAGCAACUCGGACAUCGAGAGCCUUCCGCCUUCCAUUCCGGAAGAAAUCGACGAGGAGGCCAAACACAUCGAUGACAUCACGCUCAAAGAAAGCGCUAAAGCCGUUAACGUUAUCACCGUACGACAGGAAGCCCUCAGCGUCUGUUUCGAAGAGAGUGGACAAAGCACAUCCCACGUGGAUUCUGAUGACAUCGUAGAGAGGGACGAAGACGCCCCCCCUAUGGAAAUCACCAAAUCCACUGGUGACAUCAUGCUGAAUGAUUCUUUAUCUGUGAGGUACAACAGUUUGGAUCAAGAGGAAGAGGAAGUACUUUAAAAAGACUUCAUUUAACGUUAACAAAUUGCUGUUUGCAACACAUUUUACUUGUCAUGUGAUGUAUUUAUGAUUGAGGGAUAUUCAAAAAAUAAAAAAAACCUUGAUUAUCCUUCUGGAAUUGAUCAAAAUCGGCUGUACAUACCAAAAAUGGAGCCAGACCCGUAAGCCACAUAAGUGAGGUAAGCUUAAAAGUAAAGUCGCCUCAGAAAGAAGAGCUAGUUUUGUGGGGGAGGGAUUUUUUUUUUUUUUUUUUAAACGAUGUGCAUUGGUUAAUAGUAAGACCAAAUAAGUGUAUUAAAGGAUUAGUUCACUUUGAAAUGAAAAAUACCCAAGCUUUACUCACCUUCAAGCCAUCCUAGGUGUAUAUGACUACUUGGGUAAAGUUGGUUUUAUAUUCGCACC
This is a messenger RNA of Megalobrama amblycephala (Wuchang bream), 2771 nucleotides long. It is a transcript of the gene pth2rb, whose product is annotated as parathyroid hormone 2 receptor b. The transcript has 13 exons. Gene Ontology annotation, cellular component: plasma membrane. The coding region runs from base 396 to 2369 and encodes 657 amino acids. Gene Ontology annotation, molecular function: peptide hormone binding; G protein-coupled peptide receptor activity; parathyroid hormone receptor activity. Gene Ontology annotation, biological process: adenylate cyclase-modulating G protein-coupled receptor signaling pathway; cell surface receptor signaling pathway. NCBI's taxonomy places the organism in Eukaryota, Metazoa, Chordata, Actinopteri, Cypriniformes, Xenocyprididae. The record is from RefSeq and is a predicted model, not a curated record.